GGAUGAGAGGAAGACUGAGUCAAAAUACUUGUGACAGAUGGGGAGAAGUUUCCUGUCUGAACCCGUCCGCUAUUAUUGGCUUUGACGAUUGUAGAUUCUAAUACUAGUACACGACCCUUUUCUUUUGAGCCCGAAAAGUGCUAUUGCUAUGGAUUAGGGAACCAUUUCUGGGAUUCUGUCUGAACGGUAAGCUACUCAUACAUUAUACUGAGGAGGAAAGGAAGAGGAGAGAAAAUGUUGGAAGGCAAAGCUCAGAUAAAGGAAACAGAUAUGCCAAGAAAGAUGCAGAUUCAAGCAAUGACUUCUGCUUCUGAAGCUCUUGAUAUUUAUGAUGUUACUGAUUGUACCUCCAUAGCAGCCCACAUCAAAAAGGAGUUUGACAAGAUGUAUGGGGGUGGAUGGCAAUGUGUGGUUGGCUCUAAUUUUGGUUGCUUCUUUACUCAUUCAAAAGGAACUUUUGCUUAUUUUGCUUUAGAGACCCUCAAUUUUCUUAUCUUUAAGGGGGCUUCCUCUUAAAUCUUGUAGUUGUAUAUGAUAGAAAGAGAGGACUUUUCAUCUAAUGAUAUUGGAAUAUGAAUAUGCGUCGGCUGUGAUAGCAAAUGCUAAUAUGUUAUUCAAUGGCCCUGUCACCGGAUGAACCAGAGGAAGUUCAAAUUGAUCCAAAUGUAACUUUCCUUGCUGAUGGGUGAAAUUAUCACUUGUUGACUAUGGAUAUGGAGCACCGCGUCCAUGUGUUUCUCUUUUUAAAACCGCAUGAUACAGAUUGAACCCAAAUGUAAUGUUUGGAAUAGGUUCUCAACCAUUCCAGCUGUGGCAAUUUUAGUCUGAACCGUCAUUGAAUGCUAUCCUUGGCUUUGUAUUGUAUGACAAACUAGUCAAAACACCGAAGUGCGCCAGGCAAUGCAAGUUGGUGAUAUUGGCUAUUUGCUUUCUCUAAGUUCUGGUUGAGGCUA
Coffea eugenioides is the source of this 953-nucleotide messenger RNA. RefSeq names its product dynein light chain 1, cytoplasmic-like. The record is from RefSeq and is a predicted model, not a curated record. Gene Ontology annotation, molecular function: dynein intermediate chain binding; dynein light intermediate chain binding. Bases 235 to 516 code for a protein of 93 amino acids. The transcript is spliced from 2 exons. Gene Ontology annotation, cellular component: dynein complex. NCBI's taxonomy places the organism in Eukaryota, Viridiplantae, Streptophyta, Magnoliopsida, Gentianales, Rubiaceae. Gene Ontology annotation, biological process: microtubule-based process.